AAUUCUGUUAUUAUAACUGUCAAAAUUCCUUUUAGAAUUUGAAGAACUAAUCAAAAUAAUAAAACAAUGAAAAACACAAAUGUGUCUAAAGCUGAAAAAAUGCCACCUCAAAAAAUAUGUCCUGCUGCUGAACCGGUGGAGAAAAUUGAAAAGAAUACGAUAAAAAACAUAGUAAUAAUGGACGAUAAGGCGUCGUGUAAGGAACUGGAUGGAUGGAUAGAACAGCUAAAUGAUUGCAAGCAAUUAACGGAAAACCAAGUUAAAACACUAUGUGAUAAGGCUAAAGAAAUAUUGUCAAAAGAAUCAAAUGUACAAGAAGUGAAAUGCCCAGUAACAGUAUGUGGAGAUGUCCAUGGACAGUUCCACGAUCUGAUGGAACUGUUUAGGAUAGGAGGUAGGAGCCCAGAUACUAAUUACCUGUUCAUGGGAGAUUAUGUAGAUCGUGGAUACUAUUCUGUUGAGACUGUCACCUUAUUGGUAGCACUGAAAGUCAGGUACAAAGAGAGAAUUACAAUUUUGAGAGGCAACCACGAAUCAAGACAAAUCACACAAGUUUACGGAUUUUACGAUGAAUGUCUAAGGAAAUACGGUAACGCAAAUGUAUGGAAAUUCUUCACCGAUCUGUUCGAUUAUUUGCCCUUAACAGCACUCGUCGAUAGUCAAAUUUUCUGCCUGCACGGUGGAUUGAGUCCUAGCAUUGAUACCUUGGAUCACAUUAGGGCACUAGAUCGUUUACAAGAGGUACCUCAUGAAGGUCCAAUGUGCGAUCUUCUAUGGUCUGACCCGGAUGACCGCGGAGGCUGGGGCAUCUCUCCCGUGGAGCUGGCUACACCUUCGGACAGGACAUUUCAGAAACGUUCAACCAUACCAACGGUCUGUCUUUAGUAUCUAGAGCGCAUCAGCUCGUCAUGGAGGGUUAUAAUUGGUGUCAUGAAAGAAACGUAGUCACCAUUUUCAGCGCCCCUAAUUAUUGCUACCGAUGCGGUAACCAGGCGGCCAUUAUGGAAUUAGAUGAUGCUCUUAAAUAUUCAUUCUUACAGUUUGAUCCAGCACCAAGACGUGGCGAACCUCAUGUUACGCGUAGAACUCCAGACUAUUUCCUUUAAACAUUCUUAUUGAUACGUUUUUUUUCAACUGCAAUAUAUCAUACAAAAAAAUACAAAGAAGAAAGCUUAGUAUAAAUAAUUGUAUUUGUAAAACAAAAUAUCAUAUAGUCUAUUGCGAUGACGCGGGCGAACACCACAUCCCAUUCUAUAUACUAUUACGAUUAUUAUUAUUCUUAAUAUUUUUAUUAUAUUGAUUCCUUUUUGAUAACGAUAAAUAAAUUGUAAGUAUGUUAUUGGUGUACUAUUUAAUUCUCGAGACUUGUCUAGCUGUGUAAUUACAAUUAUUUACCCUUUAGAAUUACGUAGGGCUCCCUUUCGAUCGUUAUCAAGAGGGUUUUCAUUGAGACAAUGGGUAUGUUGCGUCGAUCGCUGCGAUUCUGGUUUAUUUUUUUCAUUUUUCAUCCCCCAGUACUACUAGAUUUGUAUAAAAGACCAAGGGAAAUGCAUCCAAAAUGUAUUUUGCUUGUAUUUGUAUAUAUUGAAUGAAUAUGUGGACUGUACACUCCUAAUUUUGCAUUUAGAAAUACUUUUGUCUAACAGAAACUGCUAGCUCGAAAUAUAUAUUCGGAAAUGGCAAAUUAUCGGAGGUGCUUUUAACACCAGCGGCCUAUUAUUUGAUACUGUGGAUAUUAUAUGUGAAAAAGAUGCAAUUAUAGUAAAACUUACUGUUAUAGUUUAUUUUGUUUUCCAUAAUCCACAUAUUUGAAAGAAUUAAUAAAGUUUCAGAUUGUUAAAUCAGUAGAAACAAUUAUCUAAUCCACUUAAUAUUUUUCAUAUUUUUCAUCCCUACCCUAUUCUAGGGCACUGUUACAUCCGUUACCCUAUUAACAGGACUUUAGAACACCAUAGUUGCAAUGCUACUUAAUUUCUAUAUCUCAAAUUGCCAUCCAAAUCAUGUUUGUCCAUAUAGUGGUAGACCGCCACUAUGCUGCAAUCAAAUGCCAAUGCAAAUUGCGAUUGCAAACGAACUUUUUCCUCGGUCCACCGCUCAUUCUCUCUCGCUGCACGAUUUUCUGUUCUUGUCGAGCUUCAUCAAGAAUUUGUUGACGACUUUUUCAAUGUUUUCGGGAUUAUGGCCUUUAACGGGUAGUUAAGUAUCUAACUAUGACAACUACCAUAGUUACCGGAUGCCAGAGAUGGAAUUUUUAUGAGAGAAGGCAACCAAUUUAACAUAGCAACUAAGACCUGAUGUUUGGCUGCCCUACGCUAUGCAGCGUGUAGCCGUUCAUGCUAGUUGUCGAAUGUACAGAGAUUCUUAUUCAUCUCUUCUUAUACUGGCAUCACAUAUGCGAAACCAGUUUUUUAUGUCUCUUAACCAUGAAUGUUGUUUUCGCUCAGGGCCUUAACCUUCAACUUACCCGUCAAAAUGACGUUUAGGAGAUUAUAUUUGUUAUUUCAUAGAAUAUGCCUUAAGUAUGAAAUCUUUUGAUGCUCAAAAAGAUCUAUAAUUAUCUUUGGACGUUAGCUCUUCUUGGGGCUUUAUUAUUUUGUACAUAGAAUUCUGAGCAGUCUUCUGAGGCACCACAUUUCGAAAGGCUCCACACGAUUUAGAUAUCUCGCUUCCAUACAUUAGGAUAGGUUAUAUGUAACUUCACGUCGAAUGAGGUUUUUAUAAAGGUUUAAUAGCUUUAUUAUUUAUAUUUAACUGAGCUUCCAUAUGGGAUUGUCUGUUGAUUCUCAUAUAUUUGGUCUUUGCUAUAACUAUAUGUUGUUCCAAACCUGAAUUAGUUGUCCAGUUACUACAGAAUUUACCUGUACACAACACUUGCUAGGGUAACCUGUUUAGAAACCUGGGUCUCUCAUCAAAACCACUAUUGAUUUAAAACUAUGCCCCUCUUAAUUAUUAUAAUUCUCAAUUAUCUCAGCACGUGCCGAUUAUGCAGCAAGCUCAAGAGAUAGAUAUUACAGCUGUAAAAAGAUUUAAAAUCCAACGACAUAAAAGCAGUAUAUCUUGACUUCCACUAUACCAUUCCAGAUAAAAGUUUUCACCACACAGUGUAGAAUCUUAUGCAACGCUCUUUUGUCAUGUUGACUCUUGUAUAAACAUUGCUGAUGAGAAAAAAAAUGUUGGUCGUCAUAUUUGACAGAAAAUGACAAAUUAAUCACGAGAUUAAAUCAAAUAUUAAGUCAUACAGAAGAAUUAGAUUUUAAUUUCUGUUUGACCAACUAUGACACUAUUUGACAGCAAAGUCAGUGUGUAGCAGCUACAAAAAAAGAGCUGUUCGUUCAUUUUCAUAGUUUCCUCUCCUUCAUUUGCAAUGAAGUAAUUAUAAUUUGUAAUAUAAUUUGUUGACUCUAUUAAUGAAUACAAAAUUAGGAGCAGUAGCAGAAAAACUAUUUCAACUGACUCAAUUUAUUUUAUUAAUAAGUCCUGGUAUUUUUACGUUUGAAACUUGAACAUUUUGGAUGCUUUUUAUCUUCGAUCUUUGUAAAGAAAACGUGGAAUAAAGUAAAACAAUGUUAAAUAUUACCUAGGUAUUUUAAUGCAUUAAAUUAUAUACUCAAUGCUUGAAGGAUAAUAUAAAGAAGCAUUUGUUUUUUUUUAAUAUUUUUUUCUCUUCAAACUCUUUUGUGUGCGGCACAUUUUUGUAGGUAUCUUCGUUUGGUGGAAAAAUAGAGGUGGAAAUUAAUAAUAGGUCUAUAACGUGAAGUACACUUUUUAUUAUAAUUAUUUCGUUUUUUAGUAUUUAAUGAUAUUUAUCUAUUUAACAGCUCUAAUAUUCUAAUAAGCAUUUUUUUAUCAAAUGAAGGUAUCAAGUUGUAAAAAGAACCUAAAAUUGUACAAAUAUUUCGACAUUCUUGGUUGUUUUCCAAAAAAAAUGUAGAUGUCAUUAAGAUUUUAUUGAUCUUUGUUUCCAUAUAGUUAAAUUCUGGAAUAAUCUCCUUGUCUAAUUAUUCCAAAAAGCUUAUUUUUAUUAACGUCACAUUUUAUUUUCAAUUUCCUACUGUAAGUCUAAACAAUUUUUUUUCUGUUUUUUUUUCUUUCAAAUAAAAUUUAGUGAGUUAACUGCUUUUAUUUUUUUAAUAGUCAGAACUCGUUUCACGAGAAGCUAAUUGCCACCUUGCGUUCCAUUUUUUUAUUCGACGAUUUUGUCACGUGACCUAUUGAGGUUAUGUUAAAAUUGUUUACAGAUUGUUUAGGAAAAAAAAAUAUAAAACAUAGAGGCUUUUAAAAGUAGGGCAUAUUUUAAAUCGAAAUUACAUAAAAAAAGAACGUUUUUCAGAGAAUAAAAAUCAUUGCACAAUCAUCAGUAAGUGAAACAGAAUUCAUUGAUAUAAAUUUUAUCUCCGUAGACAUCGUUCAAUCUUACUACACUAGUACCCAAAGGUUUUUCCCACCAUUUAUAAUUCCACUUUGAUUGUGUUGCAUAAGGUUUCUUACAAAUCAAACACAUUACAUUUUUAAUACAAUUUAAAAAAUACAAUAGAGUACAAUACAAUAGGAAAUAGAGCAAAUCACCGCUAUACCAAAAGUAAACCAAAAUAAAGUAUUUUUUGAGUAUUUAUUUAAACACACGGUUAGUUGCAUAGUACAAACUAUGCCUAUUUCCAAUUUACUAUUGCUAAUUACAAAUUCAAAACCAAUAAACUCAAUAUCUGGUGUCAAAAAUGUCAUCCAGUCGUCCAAUGAGAAGAUGGAACGCAAGAUGGCAAUUAGCCUCUCGUCUCUUUUCUUGUAGUUGUCAUAUUUCAAAUUUGUCAAAUGUCAGUGUAUAGUGUAGUAGAAAUGUGAAAAAAAGUAAUAUGAAUAAGGAGUGAAAGGUAAUACAAUAGUAAUAUAAAAGUAUAUGGAACUUAUAAUAUUCUAGUUAUUUGCAUAGUAUAUUCUCAACUAUAGACAAAAGCACACGAAGCAAUGAAUCAAUUGAAACUUCAGAAAUAUUAACAUUUCGCAGAUAAACCGCUGAGUGAAUACCGCGCUUGUAACCGUUUUGCCGGAGUAUAUUUUGGAAUACUGGGGCAUACUGUGUAGGUAAAGAACAAAUAAAUUUGAUGACUGAAAUCGAACUGAUAAAAAUAAGUAAAUAUAUGGCUGAGUAAUGGAUCAGAAUAGUAGAAGAUGCGUGCGAGAAAUAUAUCAACUUGCAUGUGUUUCUUAAAGUUACAUUUUAGCAUAAGGAAGUAAAUUUUAUCAUUAUUACACUCAUUGUCCAUUUUCUACGUAUGUCAUAACCACUUUUUAUCGUGUAUUUACGAUAAAUCAAGUUAAUCAGCAAAUUUGUACCGUUUGUAUUAUUUUUAAUAUUUUCAUGCAAAUUAAUAAAAAUUAUUACUUUUUUACGAGAAAAAAUUAAGAAUGUCGAUGUUGUUUUUCGUGUUGCCAUUGUUUAAGUACUCGGUGUCCCUAAUAUUUUGUGGUAUAUUGUAAAACUUGUUAUUAAGACACCUAAUACAAUGGGAUAAUGAUAACGUUCCAAUUUGUGCCAGGAGUGCUGAAAUUUAAAAGAAUUAACAGUUUUCUCAGAUCAAUUUAAAACAUCCUUAUAACAAUUUUUUGUGGCAAAAAAAUUCUUUGUCGAAUGACAAAGAAUUAUUUUGUCACACACACACACACACACACGCGCGCAACAACUUUCUCAUUUGAUACAAAUCAGUAAACUAUAAUUUUAAUUCUAUUGAGUAACAUUUUCUUUGUACCGGAUAAAUUAAUAAAUUUCUACGUCAUCGAUUACAUAUACAAAAUUCUCAAAAUAUAGUGAAAUACGAUAAACAUUACUCAUAGUAUCAGAUAAUGGCAACAUCGCCUGUUAAAAUGCAUUCUUGGCACAAAUUGUGACGUUAUUAAUAUAACAAAUUGGUAUGUGCGUGCAAUGACAGUUGGACUUGAAAGCGAAAAGCAGCGUUGUCGUUACUUGCGGGAGUUCUUGGAUUUAAAGACUUACAAAUUUUUGCAGUUUCAAUUCCAGCUGUCGUUGUAUUCACGUUUAUUUCUAACGUACGCUAUGAGAAUUAUUUAAACGUAUGUCGUGUAUGUUUUUUACGGAUUAUUUCCACAUCAAACUGGAGGUUAGUUGUCGGUAUUUGAGUGUCAGUGUAUAGCGACAUUGAUGGUUCUGACAAAUGGAGCAAAGGAAGAAAAUUAACUUGAGACAAUAGCGAUUGGUGACUUUAAUGUAGCUGACGUAGCUUGUUAAUAAAAGACAAAAAACAGUUAAUGCCGCUAUAUGGAGAGUGUAGGUGUAAUCUGCAUUAUUUGUAAAUUGUAGUCAUUUGUAAAGGAGAGGGGAUGUUUCAGUUGACUCUCAAAAAUUGACAAACCGUUACUGGCAGAGUUGACGUCGUAGACAUGCAAUCUCUUUCAUUUAUUUCAAAUUUUUUAAAGACUGCUCAUUUGGCCGUUCAGUAAAUAAAAAGUAUUUCU
Messenger RNA from Diabrotica balteata, 6468 nucleotides. The record is from the annotation of a GenBank genome assembly. Lineage: Eukaryota; Metazoa; Arthropoda; Insecta; Coleoptera; Chrysomelidae.